GCGGGAAGGCAGGCGGGAAGGCGGGCGCCGGGACGUGCUGGAGCCGCCUGUCAUGUUGGUGGAGCUGCUCUUCCAGGCUGCCUGUGUGUCCCUGUUCCUCUCCAGCGGCCAGGGCAGGGUGUAUCCCGCGAGGAAGAAGCCGGCCAGCUUUGCCGUGGAGAGGCGCCGCGUGGGGCCCCACGUCUGCUUCCCAGGCUCCGGCAGCGGAUGUUGUCCUGGCUGGAUGCUGUCUCCGGGCAGCGGGAAGUGCACCCUGCCGCUCUGCUCCUUCGGCUGCGGUGGUGGUUCCUGCAUCGCUCCCAACCUCUGCAUGUGCCCGGAUGGAGAGCAGGGAAUCACCUGCCCAGAACCGCCAGGGACUUGCGGAGAGUACGGCUGUGACCUGUCCUGUAACCAUGGCGGCUGCCAGGAGGUCGCCCGCGUGUGUCCCGUUGGCUUCUCCAUGGCCGAGACGGCCAACGGCGUCCGCUGCACCGAUAUCGAUGAGUGCCAGAGCGCGGCCUGUGAGGGGACGUGCGUGAACACGGAGGGAGGCUUUGCCUGCGAGUGCGGAGCUGGCCGGGAGCUCUCUGCUGACCGCCGCAGCUGCCGGGACACGGAUGAAUGCCAGGCCACGCCGUGCCAGCACCGCUGCGAGAACAGCGUGGGCAGCUACCGCUGCUCCUGCCGGCCCGGAUACCACCUCCAUGGGAAUCGGCAUUCCUGCGUGGAUGUGGACGAGUGCCGACGGCCUGGCACACGCCGCUCCUGCCAGCACAGCUGCCACAACAUUCCCGGCAGCUUCCGCUGCUCCUGCCACCCCGGAUACCGGCUCAGCACAGACAGGGUGUCCUGCGAAGGUAUCCAUGUCCUUCUCCUGGCUGGAGGAGUAGAGUGGGAUGCUCCCAUCUCCCUGCCAGCCCCAAGUGAUGUCUCUGCCUUCCUGAUUUCCUUCCUAGGGUAUCCCAAAUCUAUCCUGGCCCCGUCGCCCAUCCUGCAAUCCCUGCAGCAUCCACCCACCCUUGUCCUGCUCCCUCCUGGCUCCCACCUGCUCCCAAGGGGCUCCCCCUCUCCCCACUUCCCUGUAGCAGCUCCUGGUACCCAAUUCCCUCCCUCCUCCCCAUCCUUGUCCCCUGAGCCAUCCCCACGUGCCAUGGAAGCCCCUGGCAUCUCCAUCCCACCAUCUCAUGAUUGUUGGCACCGGGGAAUCUCUCAGGAGCCCGGCAGUCGCUGGACAGAGCCAGGCUGCCAGAGCUGCACCUGCCAGGGGGGACAAGUCCUCUGUGACACCGUGAGCUGCUCCGUUCCCUGCUCCCACCCGCUUCCCGCUCCGGCUGGGGGUUGCUGCCCCACCUGCACAGGGUGCCUGCACGAGGGGGUGACCAGGGCCGAGGGCGAUGUCUUCUCCCCAUCCGAUGGGAAUUGCACCGUCUGCGUCUGCUUGGCCGGGAAUGUCUCCUGCCUGUCCCCGGAAUGUCCCCCAGGAUCCUGCCCCAGCCCCUCUCCGGCUGACUGCUGCUCCUGCAAUCCAGAAAAGUGCAAUUUCCGGGGACGCACAUACGCACACGGAGCCCGGUUCAGCCUGGAUGGGGACGACUGCACCACCUGUGUCUGCCAGGGAGGAGAGGUGGAAUGUUCCUUCACUCCCUGCCCCGUGCUGGAUUGUCCCCAGCACCAGCGGCAGCUGGGUCCCGGGCAGUGCUGCUCCACCUGCCGGGACCCUCCAGCCCCUGCCGGUUGCUUCCUGGAUGACAACGGCGUGGAGUUUCCCGUUGGACAGAUCUGGUCUCCGGGCGAUCCCUGUGAGUUAUGCAUCUGCCAGGCAGACGGCUCCGUGAGCUGCCAGCGCACGGAUUGUGUGGAGACGUGUCCUUAUCCCAUCCGCAUUCCCGGGCAGUGCUGCCCCGACUGCUCCGCAGGCUGCACCUACAUGGGGAGGAUCUUUUCCAACAACGAGACCUUCCCGUCGGCGCUGGAUCCCUGCCUGAGCUGCAUCUGCCUGCUGGGCUCGGUGGCCUGCUCGCCUCUGGAAUGUGCCAUCGUGUGCUCCUACCCCUUCCACCCCGAGGGUCGGUGCUGCCCCGUCUGUGAGGACUGCAACUACCAGGGCAGGAAGGUGGAGAACGGCCAGAGCUUCAUUCCCGAGGGACAGCCCUGUACCCGCUGCACCUGCCAGCUUGGAGAGGUGAGCUGUGAGGAGAGGCCGUGCCCCCGCUCCUGCUCUGAGCCCCACACACUGCCCAUGGGCUGCUGCCCAUCCUGCCCAGUCACAGACAUCCGGCUCCUGCUGCAGGGCAGUGACCUGUCCCCAUCCUCAUCCCAGUCCUCAUCCCAGUCCCCAUCCUCAUCCCAGUCCUCAUCCCAGUCCCCAUCCUUAACCAUCCUCUUCCCAUCCUCAUCCCAGUCCCCAGUCCCUGAAGAUUCACCCCCUGGCACCCCUCAACACCACCGCUACCGCCUGGCCCAGCUCCUGCUUCCCACCACACCCCCCCUUGGCCCCUCUCCAGGGAUUUGGGGUGCUGGGAUGCCCCCUCCGACCACUCCAAUUCCUUCUGGGUACCCCUUGGCACCCACAGCACCCCCUGACCCCCUCUGUGAGGCCACAGCUCCCCCUGAUGCCACAGGCAGCCCUGAGGUUCAGGGAUCCCCCAGGAAUGAGGAUCCCUCUGCGGUGCCAUUGGACAGCCCCAGGUUCCAGGUGCCAGGUGUGCCUGGAACACCGUGAGGAGGAGAAGGAGGAUGAAGGAAAGGAGGAAAAGGGGGUCUGCAGGACCAGCAGGCCUGGCCCUGGGGAGGGAGCAGCUGUCCCCCUGCCACCAAUAAAGUCA
This is a messenger RNA of Camarhynchus parvulus, 2807 nucleotides long. It is a transcript of the gene VWCE, whose product is annotated as von Willebrand factor C and EGF domains. Lineage: Eukaryota; Metazoa; Chordata; Aves; Passeriformes; Thraupidae. Gene Ontology annotation, molecular function: calcium ion binding; protein binding. The record is from RefSeq and is a predicted model, not a curated record. Gene Ontology annotation, biological process: cellular response to virus. Gene Ontology annotation, cellular component: cytoplasm.